AUGUCGUCUGAGAAAGAAGCUGACGAUGCUGCCAAGCACGGCGGCACCAACGAUCCGCCAGCACCGGCCGGGCGCCGCUCGGGAGACAAAGAAAAGACAGCAAGCACAUCGACAUGCCCUUCAUCGUUGUCGACGGACGAGGACCUGGCGACCUCGCUCAGGCAGCUGCUGGUCGAGCACGAGCUGGAUCAAAACUUCCCGCGCGACAUUCUGGCCCGGGCGCAGCAGUUCCUGCAAAGCCACAAGGAUGGUACCGUCGAUGUGGACGUGGCGCGGCAACUGGUCGAGGACUUUCGCGAAUACAAGGAGCUGAAGCUCAACAACUCGGCGUACGUCGAGGUGCGAGCCGUUGUCGAAACAACAGACGACCCGAGCUUGCCCGUGGGUACGUUCCGCGUGCUGUUGAUCGGCACGCUCUUCGUUCUUUUCGGCACGGCCAUGCAUCAGUUCUUCUCGUUGCGCAUGCCGAGUAUCUCCCUCUCGACGUUCGUUGUCCAGCUGCUGUCGAUGCCCCUGGGCGCCGGGAUGGCCCGGUAUCUGCCGACGCGACGCUGGGGCGGGAAUGGUCGGUUCUCCUUUACCCUCAACCCAGGCCCCUUUAACCGUAAGGAGCACUUACUCGUGGUCAUGAUGGCCAACGUCGCUUUCGGCAGCCACUACAACGGCGCGUACAUCGUGUCCAUUAUCCAGGUUCUAAAGCUUGAGCGCUUCUACGGGGAGAAGGUGCUGGCCAACAGCAUCCCGUGGCAAAUGCUCACCCUAAUUAGUACGCAGAUGAUGGGCUACGGCUGCGCCGGCCUGGCGCGACGCUUCCUGGUGUACCCGCCCGCCAUGAUAUGGCCCAAGACUCUUCCCACCCUUGCGCUGACAAGGACGCUGUGCAGGGACCAGGACGACCAAGGGCCCAAGGGCCGAGAGGGCGAACGGGGCGCCUCGGCCGGCGGUUGGACCAUGUCGCGAUACCGCUUCUUCUGCAUCUGCUUCGGGACCAUGUUCGUCUGGUUCUGGGUGCCAAACUACCUGUUCGAGGCCCUCGCGCUCUUCAACUGGCCGACGUGGAUCUCCCCCGGAAACAUCACCCUCGCCCUCAUCGCCGGAAGCACGUGCGGGCUCGGGUUCAAUCCUUUGCCAACCCUGGACUGGAUCACGGCGACGUACCUCGUCGAUCCAAUCGUGACACCUCUCUUUACCCUGGCCAACUUUGCCUCUGGAAUGGCCAUCGCGGGCAUCAUCGUGGCGCCGCUGCUGUACUUUAACAACGUGUGGAACGGCGCUUACAUGCCCAUCAACAGCAUCCAGUUCUACGACAACACGGGCUCGGUUUACAACGUGCACCGCAUCCUCAACCGCGACAUGACGCUGAACGAGGAGGCCUACCGCGCCUACAGCGUCCCGUGGAUGGCCACGACCAUGGCAGUGAAUUUUGCAGCCUGUCUGCUCCUCUACUCGGCCGUGCCCGUCCACGUCGCGCUCUGGUUCCGGCGCGAUAUUGCGGCCGGCUUGCGCUCGUGCUGGAGCCGCCAGAAGCGCUCGGAGCAGUUCCGUGACGUCCAGAACCGGCUCAACUCGGUCUACAAGGAGUGUCCUCACUGGUGGUAUCUGGUGGUGCUGGCUCUUUCGUUUAUCCUUGCCUGUGUCUCCGUGACGGCCUGGCCGACAGGCACCCCUGUCUGGGGAAUUGUCCUUGCCGUCAUCUUCACAUUCUUGCUGCAGAUCCCCAUCGGCAUGUUGGCGGCCAUUUCCAACUUCGAAAUAGGCUUGAGCCUGCUGGCCAAUAUCGUCGGGGGCUUUGUCUUUGAGUCUCAACCCAUCCCUCACAUGAUCUUCAAAGCCUUCAGCUACAUGGCGACGUCCCAAAGCCUCACGUUCGUCGCGGACCUCAAGCUCGCGCAUUACGCCAAGAUCCCACCGCGAUGGGCCUUUGCCGCCCAGGUCUACGCAACCGUCAUUGGAGCAUGUGUGGCGUGGGCCGUCAACCACUGGUCGCUGCGCAACAUCGAGGGCGUGUGCCUCGAGGGCCAGCGCGCACGCUUCACCUGCCCCGGAACCCAUUCAUUCUUCCUCGCCAGUGUCUUUUGGGGCGCAGUCGGCCCGCGCCGCCUGUUUGGCCGGGACAGUCCGUACCAUGUCUUGCUGUACUGCAUCCCCUUCGGCUUCUUCCUCCCCAUUGCCGCCUACUUGGCCGUCAAGCGGUGGCCAACGUCGUGGCUGCGCAACUUCAACGCGCCCAUCUUCCUGGCCGGGCCGUUCGGAUGGGCGCCGUACAACUGGAGCUACAUCCAGGGAUCCGUCGUGCUGGCCAUCUUCUUCAACUACUUCAUCAAGCGGCGCUAUUCGGGCUGGUGGGAGCGGUACGCCUACGUCCUUACCAGCUCGUUCGCGGCGGCGACGGGCGUGGCGGCCCUCUUCCUCUUCUUUUGUCUGCAGAAGUGGGACAUUCGCCUCAACUGGUGGGGGAAUGAAAUCGCCGGCCGAGGCGUGGAUCGGGGCGGCUUCGUGGAUGGGGACGGGGAUCAGGUUCGGUGUGCCCACUUGAAGCUGCCCCCUGGAGGGUCGUUUAGCUCUGGUUUCUGA
Messenger RNA from Hirsutella rhossiliensis, 2574 nucleotides. RefSeq names its product OPT oligopeptide transporter protein. The record is from RefSeq and is a predicted model, not a curated record. Gene Ontology annotation, molecular function: oligopeptide transmembrane transporter activity. Lineage: Eukaryota; Fungi; Ascomycota; Sordariomycetes; Hypocreales; Ophiocordycipitaceae. Gene Ontology annotation, biological process: transmembrane transport. The coding region runs from base 1 to 2574 and encodes 857 amino acids. The transcript has a single exon.